Messenger RNA from Caenorhabditis remanei, 2265 nucleotides. RefSeq lists its product as uncharacterized. Gene Ontology annotation, cellular component: junctional membrane complex; plasma membrane; endoplasmic reticulum membrane. The record is from RefSeq and is a predicted model, not a curated record. Bases 1 to 2265 code for a protein of 754 amino acids. The transcript has 10 exons. NCBI's taxonomy places the organism in Eukaryota, Metazoa, Nematoda, Chromadorea, Rhabditida, Rhabditidae.
AUGAAUGGAGGCAGAUUUGACUUUGACGACGGCGGAACCUACGUAGGCGGAUGGGAAGAAGGCAAGGCGCACGGUCACGGCGUGUGCACUGGUCCACAGGCGAAAGGAGAGUACGCUGGGGCGUGGCAUUACGGUUUCGAGGUGUCCGGUGUGUACACGUGGCCGUCCGGUAACACGUAUCAAGGACAGUGGCAGAAUGGGAAACGGCAUGGUCUGGGAGUGGAGCAGCGGGGAAGGUGGUUGUAUAAAGGCGAAUGGACACAAGGCUACAAAGGACGGUACGGUGUGAGGCAGUCGGCGAAUUCACAGGCCAGGUAUCAGGGCACCUGGUCUGCCGGAUUUCAUGACGGUUAUGGUACAGAGAUUUAUGUGGAUUCAGGAAGCUACCAAGGACAAUGGCUACGUGGAAUGCGACACGGGUACGGUAUCCGGAAGAGUACGACGUACGCCAAUGCGGCAAAAUUCCGAUCAAAAUCCCAAACGCACGCAUCGUUGACAAGUUUGAGGAGUGGACGGGUUGAAGAGGAGAACGCUGAGGAGCAUAGGCAUAAAGAAGGGCUCUCCGGACGUGGAGGAUUCGUGCUCCGUGCCAACUCAGCAGCUCCACAACGCCGGCGUCGAUCCCUAUCGGAGAGGAGUCUAGCAGUGAAGCGAACUCUACUAUCCGGUCUCCGAAUCAAGAAACAACACUCAACUGGAGACAUUCAUCAACGAGUUGCCUCAAUGACUGGAAGCCUUCGAUCGAGUGGAUCAACAAUGAGUUGCACUUCUGAAGACUCUUUACACCAUCACGGUGGAUUACAUCAGCCGGAAGAGGAGGCCGUCGAGGAGAGCUCGAUUGAAACAUACUGUGGCGAGUGGAAGAACGACAUGCGUAGUGGUUUUGGAGUGUGCGAGAGGAGUGAUGGACUCAAAUACCACGGCGAAUGGGCGAACAACGCGAAAUGCGGAUUCGGUGUGACAACGUUCAAAGACGGAACGAAAGAAGAGGGACGAUACAAGAACAACAUACUGAUUGCAUCGUCGCGACGGAAAGGUGUCAUCUUUAUGAGAGCCUCGAAAUUUCGAGAAAAGUUGGAACAAGCGAUGGGAGCGGCGGUCCGUGCCGCGUCGAUCGCCCAGCAGAAGGCGGACAUCGCAGCGAGCAGAACGUCGACGGCGAGGGAGCGAAGUGAACAGGCGGCGUUUGUUGCGAGACAGGCGACGGAGGAUUCAGAAGGCGCACGUCUGAUUGCGAAGCAGUUUGAUCCGAGUUUCAAACAACCUGGAACACGGCGUCUGCUGAAAGAUAAUAAUGGAGGAGAGUCGUUUGGAACGGAUCUGUCCGAUGCGAUAUCUUAUUCGAGACAUCUAUCACAGACGCAUAGCAAACAACACUCGUUUGAACAGACCCUCUCCGUAGACAUGGCGGACGACAUGACACCACCAUCCCGUAACUACACCAAUCAUGUUUCCUCCUCCUCCAACGCCAACACGAACCACGUGAACUUCAUGCCCCAAUACGGCUAUCAACAGGACCCUCAACUCCAAACGCCAAUAAUCUCCCAAGAUCUCCUACCACAACAACACAUUCCAAACAUCGACCCGUCGAUUCCGUCGGUAUCCGUUCAACAAGAAGAGGAAAAGCCGCUGAUUCUUCAGCCACAAUCCCAACUCAACCAACCGGGACCCUCGAAUCUAAACACCCAGGCACCGCCGAAUGUGAUGUCGUCGAGAUUCUCGUUGAGUGACGACCAUUACGAUCAAUAUGUGAUGGCGGGUGGAAGUCAGCAACAACAGCAGCAGCAGUCGAAACUACGUCGCAAUCGUCCAUCGCUCAUGAGACAGGCGGAUGUCAACGAGUCUUGUGCUGGCGCAUCGAGCGGGCUCAAUCGAAGGUCGACUCUUGCCUCGGCACGAGAUCGGAAUGGUGAUGUGAACCAUCCGGGGGCCAUCGGUAAAGAUCAAGCAGCACGACUGACAAGUGGCACUGACGGAGAUAAUAUGGGAAGUCUGCCCAAUUUGGCAGAGUUGGAGACUCAAGGGGUGAGAAUGCGAAGGGAAGAAGCCGCACGACUCGCUGGACAACGUCGACAAGAGGUGCUCCGUGAGCAUGAAGAGCAGGCGUUGCUCAGGGCGAAUCCACUCCGACACUUGUUGCAACCGGCUUUUAGAGCAUGGCUGGUCCGAUGGCGUAUCCCAAUUCUUCUGGCAAUCGCGAACAUCUCACUUCUAAUGCUCUUUUAUCAUUUGCUCACUUACGAGAAGAAGAAGAAAUCUUCCUAA